UCUUUGCGUUUCAUUCAGUAUAUACAGAACAUUUUUCUGUAAUGACCUAAAGUUUAACUUCUAAGAAAUAAUUAAACAAUUUAUCGUAGUCUUUACAAUAUUCGAUCACUUGCAGUGACGUGCUAUUUGUAAUAAUGAAAUAUACCAAGCGAGACUAACAAUUGAAUCGAAUUAUUGCAUUAGUUUAUUUAAAGAAAAACAUUGCUAAUUUUUGCAAAUGGAUAUCGGCGAAUUACUCUCAUACAAACCUCCAAAUACACCUAAAAGACCAGUGGCGGGUGAGGAUGACGACGACGAUGAAUGGGAAAAUACUAAGAGGCCAAAAAGGGUUAUGAUAACUCCAUAUCAUCCACGUCAGCGACACACAAGAGAGAUCGAUGUCACACCAGUUAGGAGUAGCGAGCCUCCUACACCGAUCAGAGCUGCUUUACCUUCGCCAGCAAAUGAUGUGGUUGAACCCCAGUUGACGGAAAAAGAGAAACAAGAUAUAUUAAAAUAUGUCGAAACCGAAGCUCCAGAAGUGGAAGCAUUGGACGAAGCAACGCUCAAAAGAAUGGUACUCUUAUUUGAGAAAAGAGCACUUAGAAAUCAAGAAAUGAGAGUGAAGUUUCCUGAUCAACCAGAGAAAUUUAUGGAAUCAGAAGUUGAAUUGCACGAGACUCUUCAAGAACUUCAUGUUAUUGCUACUAAUCCAGAUCUGUAUCCAUUAAUGGUAGACUUAGGUGCUGUACCUUCUUUACUUGAAUUGUUAUCGCAUGAAAAUACAGAUGUAGCGGUUGGUGUUGUAGACCUUUUGCAAGAGUUAACAGAUGUAGAUAUUUUACAUGAAAGUCAAGAAGGUGCAGAUACGCUUAUCGAUGCUUUGUUAGAGCAACAAGUGUGUGCUCUUCUUGUUCAAAAUUUAGAAAGAUUGGAUGAAAUUGUAAAAGAAGAAAGCGAUGGAGUUUAUAACACAUUAGCUAUUUUUGAAAACCUUUUGGAGUUCAGACCUGACCUGUGCGUUGAUGCGGGAAAACAAGGAUUAAUGCAAUGGCUAUUACGCAGGAUUAAAGCGAAAGCGCCGUUUGAUGCCAAUAAACUUUAUGCCAGUGAACUUUUAUCCAUUCUUUUACAAAGUACAUCAGAAAACAGACUUCUUCUCGGCGAGCUUGACGGUAUCGAUGUAUUAUUACAACAAUUAGCGUAUUACAAACGUCACGAUCCUCAAACAGCUGAGGAACAAGAAAUGAUGGAAAAUUUAUUUAAUGUACUGUGUUCAAGUCUAAUGGCAACUGUGAAUAGAAAUAGAUUUUUAAGAGGGGAGGGUUUGCAACUUAUGAACCUAAUGUUAAGAGAGAAAAAAAUGUCUAGGAAUGGAUCUCUGAAGGUACUGGAUCAUGCAAUGAACGGUCCAGAUGGGAGAGAUAACUGUAGUAAAUUUGUAGACAUUCUUGGAUUAAGAACCAUAUUUCCUUUAUUCAUGAAAACUCCAACCAAGAAUAGAAAGAGAAUGCUUACCGCGGAAGAGCACGAAGAACAUGUAGUGUCAAUCAUAGCAAGUAUGUUAAGAAACUGUAAGGGCCAACAGCGUCAGAGAUUAUUGAGUAAAUUCACGGAAAAUGAUUAUGAAAAAGUGGAUAGACUGAUGGAACUGCAUUUCAAAUAUCUUGAGAAAGUGGAGGAAGUCGAGAAGAAUACGAAGGAAGAUGAAGAUGAAGAGGAAUCGUACCUGAGAAGAUUGGAUGGUGGACUUUUCAUUUUGCAAUUAGUUGAUUAUGUACUGUUAGAAGCUUGUACUGGUUGCCCACCGGCAGUGAAACAACGAGUUACGCGAAUAUUAGCUCAAAGAAGAGCAUCCCUUAAAACCAUUAGGCACAUUAUGAGAGAAUACGCUGGGAAUCUUGGGGAUGCUGGCGAUUCGGAGUGGAGAGAAGCAGAGCAACAACAUAUACUCCAAUUAAUUGAUAAGUUUUGAUGUACACUUUUUAAUGAAGAAUUGAAAUUUUGGACAUCCCCGCUGUAUUCAAAUCGCUAUCAAAAGUAAUAGCCCUACCCUCCGUUCGUAGUCUAAUAUAUGCAUGAAAUAUAUUACACGAGAUAUCCUUUUUUAUACGUAAAAACGAAAAUCAGUUUGUAAAAAAAUUAAACAUGCGUGUCGUACA
Messenger RNA from Hylaeus volcanicus, 2141 nucleotides. Its product is annotated as beta-catenin-like protein 1. The transcript has 9 exons. The coding region runs from base 218 to 1954 and encodes 578 amino acids. Gene Ontology annotation, cellular component: spliceosomal complex. The record is from RefSeq and is a predicted model, not a curated record. NCBI's taxonomy places the organism in Eukaryota, Metazoa, Arthropoda, Insecta, Hymenoptera, Colletidae. Gene Ontology annotation, molecular function: protein binding.